Messenger RNA from Pyrgilauda ruficollis (rufous-necked snowfinch), 4606 nucleotides. RefSeq names its product lysophosphatidic acid receptor 4 (gene LPAR4). Lineage: Eukaryota; Metazoa; Chordata; Aves; Passeriformes; Passeridae. Gene Ontology annotation, molecular function: lysophosphatidic acid receptor activity. The record is from RefSeq and is a predicted model, not a curated record. Gene Ontology annotation, cellular component: membrane. The transcript is spliced from 2 exons. The coding region runs from base 565 to 1611 and encodes 348 amino acids. Gene Ontology annotation, biological process: phospholipase C-activating G protein-coupled receptor signaling pathway; positive regulation of Rho protein signal transduction.
GCUCGCAGAGGCUGAGGCUGAGCAGCCCGGAGCUGCUGGGCUGUUACAUGAGAUAUUCAGGAAGUUAUUUGCAUGGAGGGAUAAAAGCCUGUGGCAGCAGCCGGCUGCGCUGCAGAGGCGACUCAGCCACGGUGGCCACCGGCCCAAGGAAUUACAUCCACCGCAGCUUCACAAUGAGUUGUUUACUGGCCUUGGCUGCCUGUGGGAAGAGCCAAGGAGAGCGGAGGAAGAGGAGAGACAAACACAAUGCGAGCGAGACGCGUUAGGGGGGAGGCUGGGCUUUAGCAGCAGCCCCGGCAUUUCAGCCCUAUGGAAGCAGAGAGGGCUGAAAAGGGAAUAAAAUGAACCAUCCGCCGCCUUGCUGCUGCUGCCAGAAGAGCCUCGUCCCUACCUGAAGGGCUGAUAGCGAAGGAUGAAAGGAUCCAUGAGGGAGAUGUGGUAGGAAGGAGUCCAGCCACCUCCUUGGAAUGUGUUCCUUUGGGAAGGGACGAGCUCCCUGCCUUAUUUUAUGGAUGUCACUGAAGUAGACUUUGAAGACCUUUGGAAGCCCAUCCCAGCCUUGGCAUGGGAAACCACAGCAACAACCAUACCUGCCUGACAGAUGAUUCCUUCAAGUACAACCUGUACGGAGCCGUGUACAGCGUGGUCUUCAUCCUUGGCUUGAUCACAAACUGCGCCUCCCUCUUCGUUUUCCUCUUCCGGAUGAAGAUGCGGAGCGAGACGGCCAUUUUCAUGACCAACCUGGCGGUUUCAGACUUGCUUUUUGUGUUCACUUUGCCCUUCAAGAUUUUUUACAACUUCAACAGGCACUGGCCCUUCGGGGACAGCCUGUGCAAGAUCUCAGGCACGGCGUUCCUCACCAACAUCUACGGGAGCAUGUUGUUCCUCACCUGCAUCAGCGUGGAUCGCUUCCUGGCCAUCGUGUAUCCCUUCCGCUCCCGCACCAUCCGCACCCGGAGGAAUUCCGCCAUCGUUUGCGCCGGCGUUUGGAUCCUGGUCCUCAGCGGCGGAAUUUCGGCCUCGCUGUUCUCCACGACCAAUGUGUCCAACACCAGCACCACCUGUUUUGAAGGGUUCUCCAAAAGGAUCUGGAAAACCUACCUGUCCAAGAUCACCAUAUUUAUUGAGGUGGUGGGAUUCAUCAUCCCUCUGCUGCUCAACCUCACGUGCUCCUCGCUGGUUCUCCGGACUUUACGGAAGCCGGCCACCCUGUCCCAGAUUGGGACGAACAAGGAGAAAGUGCUGAAGAUGAUCAUCGUGCACGUGGCCAUUUUUGUCGUGUGCUUUGUCCCCUACAACUCCAUCCUGUUCCUGUACGCGCUCGUGCGCUCCCAGGCCAUCGCCAACUGCUCCCUGGAGAGGUUUGCCAGGACCAUGUAUCCCAUCACGUUGUGCAUCGCCACCCUCAACUGCUGCUUUGACCCUUUCAUCUACUACUUCACCUCUGAGUCCUUCCAGAAGUCCUUCAACAUCAAAACCCAGAUCAAAAUGGAUUCUCUUUUCAAGACAGAGAUGCCGCUCACAAAGACGGCACUGCCGGCGCCGCAGGAUGAGAUCAGUGACCAGGCCAUCACCAACGGAGGAGAUCCCACAUCUGAAUCCCAUUUCUAGGGAGAUGUUUACACAGGGAGUCACCCCCCAUUAACUCCUGAUUAACACCACGUGGCAAAGAGCAGCUCCAGAAAAUGGGGGUUCACACGUGGGGUUAAUGAAGAAAAGCUGCUGGGGGACGACGGAUCCUCGCACUGGGAUGGUCCCGUCAUGUUCCACAGGUGAACACAAAGUAUGAAAAUCCCAGUGGAUCUCCCUUUGGAGAUUAUGGAUAGGCUACAACACAUGCAUCAACUCAGGAGGGAACAGAACAGCUUCUUUAACCGGAAGAUGCCAACAUUUGGCAUUUUUCCCCCUCAGCAGUUGACAUGGGACCAGUUGGGAAAUAGAAAAUUUCAUUUUUUUAGAGAUUACUGCCAAUAUUUCUGCCUUCUGCAGGUGCAUCCUCAUCCUCAUAUGUUAACUCAGUAACUUCCCACAAUAUGUAUGUUUGCUUACAAAGGCAUAAUAAAAGCUUGUGGCUUUUCCUUACUCCACUGCCAGAGUGCAGAGCCUGGUUUUCCUAGAGACUGGAAUUUAUGGAGAGCUUUGAAGUGUAAAUAAUUUUUUAGCAAUUAGGCAAAAGAGUUGCUUGGUGACAGAAAAGAUAAUAAGAAAAAAAGAUAAUUGUUACAGUUUUGAAAGAUGAAGUUUCAUUUUUAUCAGAUUAAGCUGUCAUUUAAUUUAUUUGAUUACUUUUAAUGCCACAUCUGGGGAGGAGUAAAGAGCUCAUUAAUGAUCUGUUGCACCUGGGCUUUUAUAUCCCAGGGGAUUAAAUGACUAUUUCUGGGAAGGGCUGGGCUGUAAAGUCAGCUGGAGAAGGGCCUGAAACUCCAGAGUUCUUCCAAGGGCAAAGCUCCCAUCCAGAAGCUGAGGCAGCUGAAGCCCAGGAGUGCUGACCCCACUGAAAUAUGGACAAGUGGUGUCACAGCACCCAACUGAGGGAGGAUCUGUGAUUGCUUAAUGGAUUUUUAGGGCCUCAAGGUAACUCAAAAACCAAUUUGCUGCACUCUUUUCUUAGCUGGUUACAGCAAUAUUGUCUUGUUUUCCAAUUAAUUUAUUACCUUUCUUUUUAUAGAUUACAGAAAUAUAUGGAAAAUUAAUUAUUUGUAUGUGUUGCAUUUUACCACCUGGUUCCUUUCUCCAGCUCUUGGCUCGUGUUUGAAGCUUUACAGCCCUUCCCAGGCUGGUUCAUUCUUAAGUGUAAGACACAGAAAUGAGGAGAACAAUUUCAUUUGAAAAAAAUAUAAAGUUACAACUUGUUAGCUACAUUACCAUGGCAAAGCUACUUCUAGGGAAUUAUUGCCAAAAAAAGAGACAAAUUAUUAAUUGAGCAGAUGUUUUCCACUCAACUCUAUUUUAAGUCUGUCUGAUGAAGCCUCAUGAGAUAUCAGAGCAGGACCUCAAAUGUGAUCAUUUAAAGCAACAGAGGUUUAAGUGUGAGAAGAAUUCAGCUGUAAAAUGUUAAUGCUUCCAAGGGAAUAUUUAUUUAGCACUGCAUUCACUUUGAAUAAAGAAGUCAGUGGCUAACCAAGGUUGAGAGACCCCAAAAAUGAUUCUAUUUCAGCCCUAAAAUGUCACUUACUGGAGAAAAGCAUAUGAUCAACUCAUUAUACACAGAGAACAUGAGAGCAGCCAAAAUACUCUAUUUCAGCUCUGAGUUACAGCAACAUUUACUGGAAACUUGCACACAGGACUGGCUUGGGAGGCUUUUCUGGAGAUUAAAUCCACAGACAAUUGCACUUUGGAGCAGAAGAAUGUGAAAACAGGGAGAGUUCAUUGAAAAAAGUUGGUGGAAUGAGGUCAGUGUGGCAGGACAAGGGAUAGGCUAUGGCAGGGAAUUUGUCAGCAGCUGGGAAAGGUUCACCUCCAGCCCAGGGGAUGAGCUGGGCUUUAGGAAGCAGCAGUAUUUGCCAUUUAACCAGUGCCUUAUCCCUUUUCCUGCCUGUGCCCCUUUUCCUACUGCAUCCAAACUCUCCACAGGGAAUUUUAAAAUCCAUAUUUCCUUUGGCUGUUCAGCCCAUCUCAACCCUUGCCAUGAAAUGAGUACAUUUCAGAGAAGCUGUUCCCUUCGGAUCAAAAAGGCAAAGAGGGAUUUGCCAGGCUUCCCUACAGGCAGGUUCUCCCUAAGGAGCAAAUCCUUCACCCCAUGGCAGAGAGGAGGGUUGGGAACCAUCAGCAGCUCUGACACACCCCAAACUCUGUGAGAAAUGGAGCACCCCAUCCCAAACCCUGCCAGGAACUGGACUUAAUGAGACACAAGCUGCAUUUUUUAGGGAUGAGAGAGGGAAGCAAAAAGAGCAAGAAGAAUUCAUUAACAAACUUAAUUUCUAGGGGUGGGAGAGAGAAGGAACGAGAAUGAGAAGGAUUCACUAAAAAACUGAGGGUGCGUUUAGAACCACAGAACAUCCCAAGCUGGAAGUGACCCACGAGGAUCAUGGAAAUCCAACUCCUGGCCCUGCACAGGACAGCCCCAGGAAUCCCACCCUGUGCCUAAAAACAUCUUCCUCCUUGCAAGAAAAUUAUUUGGAACAUAAGAAAAUGCUCUUCUCUGAGGCAAAGCCCUGCUUAAUUCAGAUUUACAGAGAUGAGAAACCUGUUUACACUCAGCUUGCUCUCAGCAGGCAACAUCAACUGCCAGCUUGGAAAUCUUAAUUUAAAGCUGCUGCUUUACACUUGCAAAGCAAGAAGAUUCCAGAGGUUGUGGGGUUUGGGAGCUUUGUGGGACAGGGCUGUUCUCAUGCCCGGUGGCUGCAGAAUCUCUCAUUUCCAGAGUCCUGAGGUGCCUUCUGCUCUGGGUGUGCUCCACAGGCCUUCCUCUGGUAAAAUCCAAGGGAAGAAAGAAAAAUCCAGGCUAGAAACCACUGUCUGGGCUUCUGAAGGAAAUGGUGGAAGAGAGGAGGGAAAGAACUGCCUGGGACUGGCCAAGCUCCAGGCCCCACAUCCAUGGCCUGCCUGUAAUCCCAGCAUAAUGGGUGUCUUUUUGGAAGCCAAACCAGUGCCAAUGCUUACAAAU